AUGAAUAAGACUCAAGUUAAACGUGUUUUAAUUAAUCCUGGUAGCUCGGCCAACAUUAUUCGGUCAAGGGCCGUAAAACAGCUCGGCCUGCAGGAUCAGGUUGUGCCCGCAGCCGGGGUGUUAAAUGGCUUCAGCAUGGCGUGUGAAACCACCAAAGGUGAAAUAACUUUGCCAGUGAAAGUGGCUGGGACCAUCCAAGAGACAAAGUUCCAUGUGAUCGAGGGCAAUAUGAGGUACAAUGCCCUAUUCGGUAGGCCAUGGAUGCACAAUAUGAGGGCGUCGCCCUCGACCCUUCACCAGGUUCUAAAAUUCCCGAUGACAGAAGGAGUCAAAAUAGUAUAUGGAGAGCAACGUGCUGCCAAGGAAAUAUUUGUCAUCGAUGAAGUAAUACCUAUACCGGCACUCUCAUCGAUGAAGGGGUCGAAUUCGAAGGGAUAA
Nicotiana attenuata is the source of this 438-nucleotide messenger RNA. RefSeq lists its product as uncharacterized. The coding region runs from base 1 to 438 and encodes 145 amino acids. The transcript has a single exon. The record is from RefSeq and is a predicted model, not a curated record. Lineage: Eukaryota; Viridiplantae; Streptophyta; Magnoliopsida; Solanales; Solanaceae.